Ixodes scapularis (black-legged tick) is the source of this 1451-nucleotide messenger RNA. RefSeq lists its product as uncharacterized. NCBI's taxonomy places the organism in Eukaryota, Metazoa, Arthropoda, Arachnida, Ixodida, Ixodidae. The record is from RefSeq and is a predicted model, not a curated record. Bases 170 to 1309 code for a protein of 379 amino acids. The transcript has 9 exons.
AAGAGACUACUGCCGUCGGCAUUGUGGUGACAGCGAAGGAAUAAGUGUAGCUUUCGCGGAAUCGAUUGCCCAAGGUUUCGCGAGAAAACGUUCAAGGCCGAACUCGAACCAAUUCCAGAAGUAGCCGUCGAAGGAUCUGCGGACAGUUGCUGACCAUCAGCUGUCAGCCAUGUGUGGAGGCGUUGCUGCGUCUUUAUUUCUGGCGAGCUGUGCGGUGCUGACGCAUGCGCAGACGUGCAACCUGGAGCGCGCCCAGCAAUGCCGCGACGACCUGCAGCGGCAAGUGAGGCAGGAAAGCCGCAGCUUCAGGGGCCAGGAGAUCACCACGCUUUGCACGUCGGUCCGCGACAACAUGGCCUGUCUGAUGUGGCACUCGGCCAACUGCCAGUCCAGGGACCAGCAAGAGAAGAGCGGCGACGUCAUCCUCUCCGGGAAGUCUUUUCUGGAGAGGUCGUGCGACCUGGACGGCGGUUGGCGGGUGAGUCGGUGUUACUCGAACGACGAUGUGAAGCGGUGCGAGGCUAACUUCGUGGCGGGAGGCAAGGCGUCCGUCAUCGGAGAUUCCUGCAGGAGCUACGUGAGCUUCAAGCGAUGCAUCAAGGACGUGGUUAGCCGGCGGUGCUCUCGGGACGACGAGCAGAUGGUGUCGUCGUACCUCAUCGACCGGGCCCGGGACCUGAGCUGGCAGUGCGGGGGCUCCAUCAGCGAGGCCAGGGACGUGCACAGCAUCUACAGGUCGUCUUCCUCGCACGGAGGCUACGCGCCUUACACUCAAGACCCACCCAUACCUAACUGCACCACGUCUGAAGCCAAGACGGCGGCUAUUUUAUGCUACCCUCCUCGGUACCUGGGCGCCUCGACGAGCCCCACACCACCCCUGGCACCCCUGCACCGAUUUAACUUUUCUUCCGGGAGCUCGGCUUCCGCUUCCGUGCCCGCUAGGGCUUCCGCCGCAGAGGACUCGUACUGCAUGGUACGCGCCAACGAGUACAUCCAGGACUGCUCCAAGGAGCACCAGAAGCGCCAGUACAACGCCAGGCGGUACUACUCUGACGACAGGGUCCGGGAAACCUGCUGCGCCACUCUGGCCUACCGCGAGUGUAUCAAGGUGGUCCUGCACGACCAGUGCCGAGACGCCGGUAGCUCGGUCAUCGACAACAUCCUCUACCAGCAGACCAAGGAACUGGACUACGAAUGCAGAGAUUUCAACGCCUACCGCUGCGCCGGUUGCAUGACCGUUGCCACGCAGAUGGCACUGGUGGCCUGCGUCGCUGUCGCGCUGGCGAGGUUCUUCAGCUUCAGCAGCUGAGCCGCGUGGUCUUCUCAAUGAACGCUGGAGCUGCCUGUGUUUUGAGAAUUGAUUGCGGUGUUUAGAUCUUGAGGUCGGCCAUAAUCAAUUGGGACUGGGAACACGUCAACAAACAAUCGGACAUCACUUCGUUAAAGAAGCA